Vitis vinifera (wine grape) is the source of this 2048-nucleotide messenger RNA. RefSeq names its product RING-H2 finger protein ATL13. The transcript has a single exon. The coding region runs from base 155 to 1786 and encodes 543 amino acids. The record is from RefSeq and is a predicted model, not a curated record. Lineage: Eukaryota; Viridiplantae; Streptophyta; Magnoliopsida; Vitales; Vitaceae.
GCAUUCUGGCCAACAUUUAUUUCCAUAUCGCCCCUAUCUAUUUGACUUGCAGUUCCCUUUUUACAGUUUUAGGAGAAAAGACAGAAAAAAGCUUGGUAAACCAUAGUCUCCAUCACAACCCUGCCCAUGUUCUACACACCACACAUGAUCAUAUAUGCUCAAGAAACUGCCAGGGGUUCUCCAUUUGGGCUUGGAUUUCCUUGUGGUGGCUGAUGGGACUCUUGAUAUCAGAGGAUUCAGGCCUAAAGUUGCAGUCUUGGUGAGUUUUCUUCAUCUUUCCUUUGAGAAUAUGGAUUCGGUUCUCUUUCAAAUCCAAGAGAAAGCCUUUAAUUCUCCAUCAGAGUCACCAGCUUUCCUUUCUCAGUCUCCGCCCCCUCCAGCCAAUUUUCAGUCUGGUGAUUACAAUUUGAACAGCAAGGUUAGCCCAAGUAUUUUGCUCAUUAUUAUAAUUCUAGCCAUCAUUUUCUUUGUUUCUGGUUUGCUUCACCUCCUUGUUAGAUUUCUCCUGAGACAACCCAAUAGAGAACCUGAAGAUUUGGAUAACGUGACUGCCCUUCAAGGGCAGUUACAGCAGCUAUUUCAUCUCCAUGAUGCCGGUGUUGAUCAGUCUUUCAUAGAUACCCUUCCUGUCUUCCUUUACAAAGCCAUUAUAGGAGCCAAAAACCCAUUUGACUGUGCUGUUUGUUUGUGUGAAUUUGAGGCUGAGGACAAGCUUAGAUUGUUACCAAAGUGUAGCCAUGCCUUUCACAUGGAGUGUAUAGACACAUGGCUUUUGUCUCACUCUACCUGUCCUCUCUGCAGAGGCAGCUUGCUUCCUGAUUUCUCUCCAAAUGAUAUCUGUUCACCCAUUGUUCUUGUUCUUGAAUCUGGGAGUGAGAGCUCAAGAGAGAUUGUUUCAGACAGACAUAGUGCCCUUGGCACAAACAAUUCUGUUCUCAGGACAAAUUCCCAUCUGGGCUGUAAUGACAAUGAAUUUGGGUCUAUCCGCAUUGACCCUUCAUAUAAAUCAUGUGAAAUCGUGGCGAAGGAGGAGGCCCCUGCUGCGGCUCUACUGCUGGAUUCAGGGGAAAAAGUUGUUCCCGUAAAGCUUGGGAAGUUCAAGAAUGUUGAUGGGGGUGGGGAGGGCAGCAGUACCAGUAAUGUGGAUGAAAGAAGGUGCUUCUCUAUGGGGUCUUUUGAGUAUGUAAUGGAUGAAAAUUCUUCACUGCAAGUGCCCAUCAGAACCCCGGUAAAGAAAACCUCCACUAAGAGGCGUUCUCUGCCAUUAACACCCGGUGGCAGAAUGGCCAUGUCUGAAUGUGAUUGUGAAUCAAGAAGAGAAUUCAGUGGUUUUGAUGCAGUUAAAGGCGGUGACACUCAUAUGGGUAGUAGUAGUAGUAUUAUUACAGGGAAUAAUGGAAACGGGAAUGCUAUAGGGAGGAGUAAAAGAGAGAGCUUCUCAAUAUCAAAGAUCUGGCUCCGGGGGAAGAAGGAGAAUCCAAGUUCAAGGACAGUGGAUUCUUCAAGGCGGGCUUUCUCUUACCGAUUUCCAGUGCAUUCAAGUAGUGCUGCUGCUGAUGAUUUGAAGUUGAAGAAUGUCAGUAGCAGUACUGGGAGGACUGUUUCUGAGCUUGAAAUUGGGAGGUGGGAAAAUGGAGGGAGUGAAUUGGGUUGUGAUGAGGAAAUGCAGAGCUGUAACAGUUUGGAUUCUCAAGCCAAUCCGCCAUCUUUUGCAAGGAGGACUUUGCUUUGGCUCAUGGGAAGGCAAAACAAGGUUGUUCAUUCAUCCUUCCCACCCAAUGUCUAAAUCCUCUGUGUCUCUCUUUUGUUUCUUUUUUUUUUCCCCCUUGAUAAAUUGUCUCUUUGGUUCCUUGAUUGUGGGAUGCAAAUUAGAAGAUCAGAAUUAGAAAUGAACAAAGAAAAAGAAGGAGAAAAAAAGGAGAAGGGAAAUUUAGAAAAAAAUCUGAAAUACUAGUUUCUGUAUUGAACUGUAAAAUGCUUGUUUUCCAGAGCCUAUUUGGGGUGGAAGAUUGAUUAUUCUUUUCAUAAUUAUCCUCUUUUCUCUGUUC